This is a messenger RNA of Cyprinodon tularosa, 3942 nucleotides long. RefSeq lists its product as uncharacterized. Gene Ontology annotation, biological process: DNA integration; proteolysis. Lineage: Eukaryota; Metazoa; Chordata; Actinopteri; Cyprinodontiformes; Cyprinodontidae. The transcript has a single exon. Gene Ontology annotation, molecular function: nucleic acid binding; zinc ion binding; aspartic-type endopeptidase activity. Bases 1 to 3942 code for a protein of 1313 amino acids. The record is from RefSeq and is a predicted model, not a curated record.
AUGAACCAGUUUCAAGUCGCCCCGCCGGAAAAAUUCACGUUCAGAGCAGAAGACUGGACGAAAUGGAUAAAGCGUUUCGAGAGGUUUCGCAUCGCGUCUGGUUUGGAGACACAAGCGGACGAAAACCAAGUAAAUACGCUGAUAUACACCAUGGGGGACGAGGCAGAAGAUAUACUGGUUUCCCUGCAUCUGACUCCACAAGAAGCGAGUGAGUACGACACAGUUAAGGGACGGCUGGAUGCUCACUUCGUAGCCCGCAGGAACGUUAUAUUUGAGCGGGCUAAAUUUAAUCAGCGACAACAGGAGACGGGUGAGUCCAUUGACGGCUUUCACACCGCGUUACACUGUCUGGCUGAAUACUGUGGAUACGGGACGCUGCAUGAUGAGAUGGUGCGGGACAGAUUCGUCGUGGGUCUGAGAGAUAAAAGACUAUCAGAACAGUUACAAAUGGACCCUGAACUGACGCUAGAGAAAGCGUUAAACAGAGCCCGUCAGAGCGAGCUAGUGAAAAAGCAACAGGAGAUGCUUCAUGCUAACUUUAAGUCAGACGUAGCUGGCGCGCAGUUGGACCGCGUUCACGCGAGCGGGAGCGUGCGGCCUAGACAGCCGAAGGCGCCGCCCAAAUAUGUCGUCACAAAAGCAAGACAGGAUAAAAAGGCACAGUGCAGAAGAUGCGGUGACACGAAAGGACACAGUAUGCAGCAAUGCCCUGCUAGAGAAGCAGCCUGCAAUUAUUGUGGGAAAAAGGGACAUUUUGCUAGGGUCUGCAGAAAUAAAAAAAUAUGUGAAGUGAAUGCUGGGUUUGCCACAGAAAGCACAGAGACAAAUAAUGAUGUUGCUUUCCUGGGAUCACUUUCUGCAGAAGUUAAAGACAAUCCAUGGAUGAUGGACAUUCUGGUGGACAAACAUAAGACUGUAUUUAAAAUUGACACAGGAGCUGAUGUCACUGCUGUCCCAGAAACACUGUAUUCUCAGCGCCAAUUUGGUAAGUUAGAGAAACCAAAGAAAAUCCUGCAGGGACCAGGAGGUACUGGAUUAAAGGUGAAAGGCAUGUUUACAGCAACACUCAGCAACAACAGUGUUAGUACUGAGGAGGACAUUUAUGUUGUGAAGGAUUUAUGUACAUCAUUGCUGAGUGGGCGUGCUGCAAUGGCAUUAAAAUUAGUUGCCAGGGUGAACCAAAUAAGUUUGGACUCCAUUGAUGCUGUGAAGCAGGAGUUUCCUAAACUUUUCAGAGGACUAGGACUGAUGGAGGGCGAGUAUAACAUUGUUCUGUCACCUGAUGCGCAGCCUUUCUCCCUCUCAACGCCGAGGCGCAUAUCCCUCCCCCUACUGCCGAAGGUUAAAGAGGAGCUCAACCGUAUGCAGCAGGAAGGGGUCAUCACCAAAGUGGAGGAGCCAACAGACUGGUGUGCACCUAUGGUGGUUGUCCCUAAGAGCUCUGGCAAGGUGAGGAUAUGCAUUGAUCUCACAGAACUGAAUAAAUAUGUCAUGAGAGAAAAACACCCACUGCCAUCAGUUGAGCACACGCUCGGACAGCUAGCAGGAGCAAAAGUGUUCUCCAAAUUGGAUGCCAAUGCUGGAUUCUGGCAGAUUCCACUGUCAAGGGAGUCUUCCCUGCUCACCACCUUCAUUACACCUUUUGGGCGCUAUUGCUACAAUCGGCUCUGCUUUGGGAUUUCAUCAGCACCAGAGCACUUCCAGAAACGCAUGACACGGAUUCUAGAGGGCCUGGAUGGAGUCCUUUGUCAGAUGGAUGAUGUCCUCAUCUGGGGGACGACACAGCAGGAGCACGAUGAAAGACUGAGGAAGGCACUGUUUCGACUCCAGGAAGCGAAAGUAACACUGAAUGACAAAUGUGAGUUUUCUAAACGCAGCAUAAAGUUCUUGGGACAAAUUAUUGAUGCAUCAGGAGUGAGUCCAGACCCUGAUAAAGUGAGUGCUAUAAGAGCCAUGGAGGAGCCCAAAAAUAUAAGCGAGGUGAGACGCUUCCUGGGUAUGGUGAACCAUCUUGGGAAGUUCCUCCCACACCUGGCAGAGAAAACCCGACCGUUGAGAGAUCUUCUGAAGAAGUCAAACAUGUGGUUAUGGGGUCCACCACAGCAACGAGCUUUCGACGCCAUUAAAACAGAUCUGACGACACCACCAGGACUAGCGUUGUAUGACCCGAAUGCAGAGACAUGCGUUUCAGCAGAUGCAUCAUCGUAUGGACUCGGUGCAGUUCUUCUCCAGAAACACCCUGAUACAGGAUGGAGGCCAGUGGCAUAUGCAUCACGGUCUCUCAGCGAGACAGAGCAGAGGUAUGCUCAGAUUGAGAAAGAGGCUCUCGCUUCAACAUGGGCCUGUGAGAGGUUCGCAGAGUUUCUGAUCGGGAAGAGGUUCCACAUUGAAACCGAUCAUAAGCCGUUAGUCCCGCUGCUGGGGUCGAAGAGUCUAAAUGAGCUUCCUCCUCGCAUACAGCGACUGCGAAUGAGACUAAUGAGAUUUUCCUACAGUAUUUCCCAUGUGGCUGGCAAAAAUAUCGCUACAGCUGAUGUCUUGUCUAGAGCUCCAAUCCUCAACGAGUUGGGAGGACUGCAAGAAGAGGAGGUCAACUUGUACGUUGACUCAGUCGUUGCAUGUUUACCUGCCACGGAACCACGACUGAGGGAAAUCCAGAGACAUCAGGAUGGCGACAGUGUACUCCAACAGCUGAAAAAGUUCUGUGUGGACGGAUGGCCAGAUAAAUACUCUAUUGAAAAAGGUUUCCAGCCUUAUCUGCCGUUUUCAGGGGAACUUACUGUCCAAAAUGGUCUGCUUCUGUAUGGUAGCAGAAUAGUGAUUCCAGCUUCUCUCAGGAAGGACAUUCUAUCGAAGCUGCAUGAGGGUCACUUGGGGAUAACUAAAUGUAGAGAAAGGGCCAAACAUUCAGUGUGGUGGCCAGGUCUCAGCAGUGAGCUGAUUAAGCUGUUGGAGACCUGUGACACAUGUUGUCGGGAGAGAACUAAACACAAAGAGCCACUACUGUCCACUGAAUUUCCACAAAGACCAUGGGUCAUGGUGGGAGCUGAUCUAUUCCAGUUUAAGGACAAACAAUACUUGAUUGUUGUGGAUUAUUUUUCCAGAUUCUUUGAAGUUGUAAAACUUACAUCCACAACAUCUGAGGGAGUGAUCGAACACUGUAAGUCCAUCUUUGCACGCCAUGGCAUACCAGAACGUCUCCGUUCUGAUAAUGGGCCACAGUUUGCUUCGGAUUCCUUCAAAAGAUUUGCACAAGAAUGGGGUUUCAGUCAUGAAACAUCCAGCCCAAAUUUCCCUCAAAGCAACGGGGAGGCUGAGAGAGCUGUCAGAACUGUCAAGAAUCUCCUUAAAAAGGCGGGGGAUCCGUAUCUUGCUCUUAUGGCCUACCGUUCAGCUCCAUUAGCGAAUGGAUUCAGUCCAACUGAGCUUCUCAUGGGAAGGAGGAUAAGGACAACUGUUCCUGUUACUCAGUCGCAGCUAACGCCAAAGACGAUUGAUGUGGAAAAGCUGAGGACUGCGGAGAACAACUACAGGCAGAAACAAACACAAAACUACAACCGGAGGCACCGGGCACGCAACAUGUCACUCCUACGUCCAGGGGCGAAUGUGUGGGUGACAGAUCUGCAAACCAGAGGAACAGUGGUGUCUGGAGCAGGGUCGCCUCGAUCCUACAUCAUCGAGACACCCAGAGGCAAGCUGAGAAGGAAUAGCUACCAUCUUUCACACACUCCGGGAGCAGCCAAAACAUCUGUUGUUACACCUGAGACUUCUGCUGUUCCACACGAGACAUUACCUGAAGAAAAUCUUAACAAUUCUUCACACACACCGGUUCCAGAUGAAGACCAGCAGGAGGAUAGCCAUCAGACUCCACCACAUGAGAGUCGAGUUUCACUGAGGAACAGGAGACCUCCAGCCUAUCUGGAUGAUUAUAUUCGUUCAUAG